GACUAGUCUCUAGCGUUAGGACACAGCUGAGAGGGGACACUAACUUACAAAUAGCCAAAAAUGUCAACAGACUGCGAGAAGGGCACGAAAAGAAGUUUACAAUGCACAAUGAAAAACCGAUACCUCAACAGACAGUUGUUUAUGGAUGUUAUCAUAUGGUGCUUUGUGUGCACCCCUGUGUUGUUGUACUUCAUUUGGGGGACGCCGUACACCCACGGCUUCUACUGUGACGACAUCUCGAUCCGCCUCCCCUACAAGAGCAACACCAUCUCCACUCCGGUACUCCUCACUGUGGGGUUAGGGCUGCCUUUAUUCACGCUGUUUCUCACGGAGAUCCUCAGGGUUAGCGUGGGCAGUGACGAGACCUUUAAGUCUCAGAACAUCGAACUGAUGAUGGCGGUCAAAGGGUUUGGAAUGUUCUUGUUCGGGACGAUGGUCAACAAAGUGUUUACGGAGAUCACCAAAUACUCCGUCGGAAGACUCAGACCCAACUUCAUCGACGUCUGCAGGCCGGACUUCACCAGCAUCAACUGUAGUCAAGGCUACAUCACAGAAUACACUUGCACGACAACGGAACACGACGCACGUGAAAUCCGAGACAGCAGGCUGUCAUUUCCUUCCGGCCAUGCGUCGUUUGGUGUCUUCUGCGCUGUCUAUGCAGUUUUCUACAUGCAAGAGCGAUUACAAGUGACAUCAUCCUACCUCCUAAAACCAACCAUCCAAUCAGCCCUGCUGUUACUCUCAGCUUGGUGCUGCCUCACCAGGGUAACGGAUCACAAACAUUUUCCGUCUGACGUCAUCGCGGGGUGCGUGUUGGGCAUCGUAACAGCGUGGCUCACGUUCUACAAGGUGGCGCUGGAUGUGCUGCAGACACAGCAGAGAGGGGAGGUGGAGAGAGCGUACUCUGUCAACUCGGAAACUGAGCCGGCCACCCCAGCUCCCUUACUGAGGAACUCUAAGGACCACUCCUGCACUGUCUACCUGAACAAUCCCAUCCACGGGACAGACAGGACUGUUAGUUAGAAGAACUAUCACACAGCAAGACGAUAAUACUCAGGCGAUUUCUCGAACACAAUUUUAAUUUAACCUUAUGGCCUUCACCAUUUGUUCGUAAAGUAUCGAAAUAUACCGCUCAAAGGAAGUAAGGAUAACCCUAUUCCUUGAUAUCAAUGUCAUUUGUCUUCCAUGAUUGAUCAUGAAGGUGUCGUUAACUUCUUUUGAGUAGAAUAUAAGACCAACUGCCUCUUGUAUACCUCAGUGUGGAGAUAUGUAUUAGGGUACACAGCAAAUGUUCUAGGAAUUGUUUAAGGAGUUCUCCCUUGAAUUACUGGAUCUGCUGUUCAUGGAAUCGAACCCCAGAUUGGUAUCGUUGGUUUGUGGGUAAGAUGUUAACCUGUACGACGUGCACCACUGUGGGCUUUCCACUCAAGCAGAUAAACUGAAGUCGAACUCAUUUAUCUGAAAGCUUUAUGAAAAUUCGAGAAUACCGAAUUUUUAAUGGGAUACAGGUAAAUGAGGUGCUCCCUGAUACUCGGGAUGCCUGCGAAUUUCAUGUAAGUCUUGAUAAAUAGUGCGAAUGUCUAUUUUCAAUGUUUAAGAUAUCAUGAGGUAUCGUUUUAGGUACCAUUCAUAUUUUAUGGCUGGGUGGGGUGGGAUGGGGGUGUUUGA
Molecule: messenger RNA, 1668 nt
Organism: Haliotis rubra (blacklip abalone)
Lineage: Eukaryota; Metazoa; Mollusca; Gastropoda; Lepetellida; Haliotidae
Product: phospholipid phosphatase 1-like
Exons: 6
Coding region: 61-1023 (320 amino acids)
Biological process (GO): phospholipid metabolic process; signal transduction; phospholipid dephosphorylation
Molecular function (GO): phosphatidate phosphatase activity
Source: RefSeq, a predicted model, not a curated record